This is a messenger RNA of Callorhinchus milii (elephant shark), 1680 nucleotides long. Its product is annotated as protein polyglycylase TTLL10-like. Lineage: Eukaryota; Metazoa; Chordata; Chondrichthyes; Chimaeriformes; Callorhinchidae. The transcript has 11 exons. The coding region runs from base 1 to 1680 and encodes 559 amino acids. Gene Ontology annotation, biological process: protein modification process. The record is from RefSeq and is a predicted model, not a curated record.
AUGGCUUCAAACGACGAUGAUGGUUAUUUUUCCAAUGUAAACGAAUUCCAAAACAAUUUCUUAUGCAGUAUAACACCACCUGCGGGUAUUUUAUCUCAGAAGUUCACAGAUCAAAUACAGAACAAUGGCAAGCGGAGAGAUUCCAGGCGCAAGAGAACGGAUGAUCGGAGAGACAAGGGACUUUUUUUCUACGUGGAAAAUUCAAAUGAGGCUGACUUAAUUUACAACUACUGUGUGAACAGGGAAUGGAAACGAAUCAUAGACAAUAUCAGACUGAACUACCUAUUAAAAGGUAAGCAGACCUUGUACCAUAUUCCUAACAAUAGGUUCCUGACCACCAAAGUUGGCCUUUGCACUUCGCUCAAAGAUCAAGAGCGGAGAAGCAACAGAUGUAUAAAGUUCAGAUGUUCCAAAAAAUCAUAUCUGCUUCUCUCGACUAGGCUGUUGAAACUGGAUGAAUUCUAUCCUGAGACGUACCGCAUGGAUGUGGCAAAGGAGCGGGUAACUUUCUUUGACGUCUUCAAAGACGGGCAGAUUUGGAUUUGCAAACCUGCCGAAUCGAGUCUGGGACGAGGAAUCUUUCUUCUGCGGAAUCGUGAUGAUGUAGCUGCGUUCCGCAGUAAACUGGAGAGUGUAGAAAAGAUUCCUCAGCACAGACUGUGUUUCUACAAUGCACCGAUCCACAGAAUAGUACAGAGAUACAUUCACAACCCUCUGCUACUGGAUGGGCGAAAAUUUGAUGUCCGCUCCUAUUUCCUGAUUGCCUGCACCUCACCCUACGUGACCUUCUUUCACCACGGUUACGUCAAGGUGACGUGUAACCAGUAUCACCCAAAUUCGGACGACCUGACAGGUCACUUAACCAAUCAGUUCAUGCAGAAAAAGAACCCAAAUUACAAUGAGGUGAUGGAGGAGACAAUCUGGUCCAUGGAGCGAUUAAAUAACUAUAUUAAUGAGAGGUUUAGGAUACCAAAGGCCGUCCCGAAGGACUGGGUCUUCACUGUUUUUGAGAGGAGAAUGCAACAGAUCAUGAGGCAGUGCUUCAUCUCUGCUAAGAGCAGACUGGAAUGUAAACUGGGCUACUUUGAUCUUUUGGGCUGUGACUUUAUAGUUGAUCAAAAUUUCAAGGUCUGGUUACUUGAGAUGAACAGUAGCCCAUCUCUGGAGAGACACUGUGAGGUUCUCAAAAACGUCAUCCCCAGUUUGGUGACUGAAGCCCUUGAUAUAGUCAUUGAGAUAUUCAUAAAGAGUGGUCAAGCAAUACCCAUCCUGCCACUCCAGGCGCAAAGGAAGUUUAUCCUGCUAUACCACACUUGCUUCCUGGAUUUGAACUUGAAUUCCAUCUCAAAGUCGAGGGCAGAAAAUAUCUUCUUGGAGAAGAUACCACACAUGAGCCUUUCUACCUAUUCAGCUCAGAGUCAGAAAAGGCUGGAACCGUCGGCAAGCUUUGCUCGCACUCUAACCAAAUUAGCUCAGCGAUCAUUUCACUCACGGCGUCAGCUGCCGGAUAUUAAAGAGGGACGUAAACGACACUCUGCCAAACCUAAAUCUAGCCAGGAGGCAACAACUACUCAAGGCACUUUGGUUGAAUGUAAACCCGGUGCAGUAUCAAAGGCUUCUAAAGCCAGCUCAAGAUCGACUCCAAAAUUGCCACGCAAAUCAUCAUCAGCUAAGGCUUAG